This is a messenger RNA of Cynoglossus semilaevis (tongue sole), 1438 nucleotides long. RefSeq names its product CD48 antigen. The coding region runs from base 29 to 961 and encodes 310 amino acids. Gene Ontology annotation, cellular component: membrane. NCBI's taxonomy places the organism in Eukaryota, Metazoa, Chordata, Actinopteri, Pleuronectiformes, Cynoglossidae. The transcript has 6 exons. The record is from RefSeq and is a predicted model, not a curated record.
CCAUCAAGGCUCUCAUUCUGAUUAGCCAAUGACAAAAUAUGUAUUCCCGCAGCGGGAGAGAUAUAUCCAAGACAACAGAACGUUCGUCACCUUGAGAUGUCACAGCAGAACGACAAUCAUUACCCCUGACUCAUCAAACCUCAGUCACUGCCUGUUCCAACUCUUGCCAUCAAACAAAAGACACACCUACUCUCUCUCCCUCCCCCUCUCUCUCUCUCUCGCUCUCUUUGUUUGUGUGAGCGACGGACAGACAAAAAGUUCACCUCAGUCUGCGGCAAUGGAGAUUUUGGUGACGAUUCUUCUUCUCCUCAUCCCUGUAAACUCUGCUGCUGUGAAGAAAAACCUGACAUCCACUGAAGGAGGAAACGUCACGUUCCCUGACCCUCUUCAGCAGACUGGAUUUCUUUUAUUUGGAACACAAGUCAUUGCCAUGGUGGUUAACGGAGGUCUGAACAUACCACAGAAUGUUUUCAGAGACAGAAUCCUGUGGAACAGCAGCACAGGAGCCCUCACACUCACAGGACUACAGAGAACAGACUCUGGAGAUUAUUCUAUUCAAUCUGUAGUUGAUGACGUUUCCUCCAGGUUUCUGUAUGAACUCAAAGUUUAUGAGACAGUUCCAGUUCCUUCAGUGGACAGAGUGAGUAACGACAGCUGUGUCCUCCUCUGCUCUGUGGGAGCAGCUGAAGAGACCACACUGUCCUGGUACAAAGAUGUGGAGCUGGUGAAGAGCAGCAGCUCUGCUGCCUCUCUGGAUCUCAGCCUUCAGCGUGAUGACUUCAGUGCUGAGUAUAAAUGUGUGGCUGCCAACCCGGUUGAGAAGAAACCUGUGUCAGUCCACGUUCACACACUGUGUCCAGAAGUCAGUGAAGACAACACAGGACGAUACGUUGUCCGUAUUGUCCUCAUUGUCUUUAAUGUGAUUUCUCUUCUACUGCUCGUUGUCUGUAUCCUUUUUUAAAGAGGGGGAAGAAAAGGAAACAAUCACAACACAGUCAAAUUUUGAGGAGAAGGACCAGGAUGUUACAACAAUUCCUGUUGAGCUCAGUGGAAAAACCAGAAAGUCGAAAAUGAUAAUGAAACAAAAAUGAUUUUCAAAAACUCAAACUCAAGAAGAAAUUGUAUAAUGGGAACACAACAAUUACAUUGAAUGACAUGGAAGCGGAUGAAUGAGAAAUAGAUUUGAUUUUGUUAGAUAUAAAUAUUAUUUUGAAAUAAUCAAGCUAUUGAAUUGAUGAGCAGGAUCAUAUAAAUAUGUAUUUAUUUGAAAAUGUGAAGAUACAAUGAUCAGCCAUUAUUAACAUAUUAAUAUAUGUAUAUUUUUCUACUAUUACCGUUGUCUGUAUUUUCUCUCAGCUGCAUAUUUGAUGACAUUCAUUUUAUGUUUAAACAAUGUGAAUGUUGAUUAAAAUGUUUUUAAUCAACCAAACAUUUCACA